AUGAGUACACCCAAACACACGAAUCAUCCACCAGAGGAGACACCCCAAGUCGGCACCAAUUGGUGGGCCGAAAAGUCGGCGAUCAAAGCCGGCGUGGAGGUGGCAAAUGCAGAAUACGUCGACUACUUGAAACAGAUGAUCGCCAGCCUCCUUGAAAAUCAAAUGAACCUCUCGGCGGCCCUCGAUGAGACGCGGGAGGCCUGUGCUCAGUUGAAUUUGCAAAAAUCGGAGCUGGAGGCCUCGAGCACCCAAGAGGUGCAGGUGUUACAAGCCGAAUUGUGUAUGUGCAGACAACGUGAGGCGGAGAUGGCGCUGGCUUACGAGGAUUUGCGGAGUCGUGUGGAGGCCAUCGACCAAGUCAUUGAACAGAUCCCAUGGCUUGACGUCCUCUUCAACUCCGACGACCCUCUCCCUGCCCGUCUUAAGGCGUUAAAAUGUGAGGACGAGGAUGUGGAGACAGGGGUGACAGCAAGCGAGCCUCGUGUCUCGCAAACCUCCGCCAACUUCCGCUCUGCCAGUUACGAUGCUGAUGCUGACGCAGAUGACGACGAUGAUGAUGAGGCCGAUAUUGAUGUAGUGGAAGGUGACGUCACGCCGCAUCACCAUCAAGUUCCCCUCUCUGCUUGGCAUCGCUCUAAACGUACUGGAAGUGCCUCCCCACUGAGCGAUAGCGGCUGCACCUCUGAGAGUCACGAUGAAAUUUCACUAGCCUCACUCAACAGCACACACAGCAGUCCACAUCUAGCUGUUCUUCGUAGACGACUAGAAGCCCAGCAACAACAGCAGCAACAGAAUGGUGAGGUGCGAAUGCGCAGAUCGCUACAACACGCACCACUGAAGCGUUCUGCUACCUCCGCUAUCGUCAGUGGUGGUGGUAGUAGAGGGAAAGAAGGAUGGAGACUGGGGAGGAUUACGGAGUCAUUGCGGGCAUCAAUCUCGCGGUUUGCAGAUAAGUCGGAGUGGAAGAUGGAAGCACUUGCAGCGAGACAACGCGAAGCCAGAGCGCUGGUGCUGCUGAAUGAGACGCAAGCCGAGGUUCGAAAGGUAGAGUCACGCUGCAAAGGCCUCACCCGACGACAGAAUGAACAGGAGUUGAGGAUGAAUGAGAAGGAGAAGGAGAUUGAACGCCUCCUGAGUCAGGAGCGCGAGCUUCGGAACGAUCUACGCAACUGGCAGCAACGAGUUUUCCAACUUGAAGCUGAGACUCAAGAGAUUCGUCACAACUGCCAGAUAGCCGAACUGGAAAUGAAGUCACGCCUUCUAGAGGCCAGCAUGCUGGCAGCCGAUCCGACAGCUAAGGCGACACUACACAAUCCCGCCAGUCUCUUCUCUGAGGACGUCAUUCGAGUCAAGGUAACAGAUGAGACUACCACCCCCACAACAACCACCCCAUCCACCGCCACUAUCACCACCCCCGCCCCCGUCUCUCUCCGUGGAUUAUCUCACGAGGACGCCAGUAGACCUCCAAAAUUCUCCCGACCCUCGUUGCAGGGGAGACCGCAGUUUGCCUCCACUACAAGUCUCUCGCGUCUCUCUUUGGCAUCGUCCAGCCAGACACAAAAAAAUACAUCAGGAAUGAGCCGACCCGCCUCCAGCCUCCAACUCAAUCACCCCUCGGGCAGCAGUGGUGGCGUGUCGUGUCGAGGCCGCAGCAGCAUCCUCACCACCUCCUUUGGCUCGCUCUCCGAGCUAGAGCUCACAUCCGAUGUAUGA
Messenger RNA from Echinococcus granulosus, 1713 nucleotides. RefSeq lists its product as hypothetical. The transcript is spliced from 6 exons. The record is from RefSeq and is a predicted model, not a curated record. The coding region runs from base 1 to 1713 and encodes 570 amino acids. NCBI's taxonomy places the organism in Eukaryota, Metazoa, Platyhelminthes, Cestoda, Cyclophyllidea, Taeniidae.